UCCCCCUCACCCGCUGGGAUAACGGGACCAGCAGGCAGGGAAGGGAGGCUGCAAGUUGUAGAUACUGCAUAAAGAAGCUCUUUCUGCACAGCACAUGGUAAUUGUGCACACAAAAGGGACUGCAGCCCAGCAGCUGGCACACUCUAUCAGCAGACAAUAGGGGAGAAAGAAUUGCUGCUUGUGCUGGAAACAGCGAUAUGAAACAUGACUGAGAUAAAAAUAUGAUAAAGAGUGACUCUCAGGUUGAGACAUCAUCUGUAUAAAUAGCACUUUUUAUGUUCAUCACAAAUCUUAUUCGAAUGGAAAGGAUUAUGGGAGUACAGUGUAGGGACAGAAACACAGCUGGGUUUCUGUUGAAUCAGGACAUAUUUGUUCCAAAGGCUGCUAUCUUCUCACCAACACAUUUACUAAAACUGCUUAUACUCUGCUGGACUGUUGAUUUUCUAUAAAGAAAACAAAAUUUCUUCUCCAUUUAAUCAUAGAGAAUUGAAAAUGGAAAAUUUGAAUGCAAAAGUAUGGCAUGCAACUUUGAAUUUAUUUCUUUUUACAUAUUCAUAAGUUAUUAAAUCUGAUUUAUUUAUUGUGCAAGUUGUAUUUUCUUAAAAUGGCCUUAGAAGCCCAUAGCGCCCAGGCUUUUAUAGUCACAUAUCACUCAGAAGGCGAUCACCAAAAAUGCGAAGAGGAACCAGCUGAAAGAAUUGAUCAUUACAGGUCACUAAGUCUGCCAGUCUUAAAUGGGUGUUGUAAAACGAAUUUUGAAGAACAAGAGUCAAAAGUGGUAGACACAACUAAAACAAACAUUAUUUGGGGGAAACAAAGUGUUUUGCACAGUUUUCAAGGAGAGCACGAUCUAAGAAGCGGAGUUUCUAAGGAAGUAUCAUCUCAGAGAAUUGCACCAUCUAGAACAGCCUUUUCCUUGUCAGUAUCUAGCUGUAUAGGUGCUGGAAACACAGAUAAAGCAGACGGUAGUAGCAGUACUAGAAAAGGAAUUUCGCAGUCAUCCACAUUAUCUACGCUAAGAAGUAGUAAAGGCUUAGGCCUAGCACUGAAAGAUUCACGAUGCUUUCUUGUUUGCAUGUGUUUUUUGACUUUCAUUCAAUCCUUAAUGGUUUCUGGUUAUUUAAGUAGUGUGAUUACCACUAUUGAGAAAAGGUAUAGUUUGAAGAGCUCAGAAUCUGGGCUGUUGGUGAGCUGCUUUGACAUUGGCAGUCUUAUGGUGGUCGUGUUCAUCAGUUACUUUGGAGGUCGCGGGCGAAGACCAAGAUGGCUUGCAAUCGGGGGCCUGCUCAUAGCUCUUGGAGCAGCUAUUUUUUCUUUACCACACUUCAUUUCUCCAUCAUAUCAAAUUCAGGAGCUGAAUUCAUCUGUUUCAAAUGAAGGGUUGUGUAUGAAUGGUAACUCUACGGGCAAAGACCCUAUGGAUUCAUCAUUUUGCCCCAGAGAGUCAGGUGGAAAAGAUCACUCCCUUUACGUAGCUUUAUUCGUCUGUGCACAAAUACUUAUUGGCAUGGGUUCUACACCUAUCUACACCCUUGGACCAACUUACUUAGAUGACAACGUGAAGAAAGAAAAUGCAUCAUUAUACUUAGCAAUCAUGUACGUCAUGGGAGCGCUUGGGCCUGCUGCAGGCUAUUUGUUAGGAGGGGUUCUUAUUGGUUUUUAUGUAGAUCCGAGAACCAUUAUCCAUAUCGAGCAGAGUGAUCCACGUUUCAUUGGGAACUGGUGGAGUGGAUUUCUCCUUUGUGCCAUGGCAAUGCUACUUGUUAUCCCAAUGUUUACUUUUCCCAAAAAACUUCCACCUCGACAGAAGAAGAAAAAGAAAAAGAAAUCAAAUUCUUAUGACGUUUCCAGUGAUGAUGAUGUAAUGAAAGAGAAGUCUACAAACCAGAAAAUAGCAGAAACAGGUGCUGCCCCAUCUAUUGGAUUUGGACAGAAUUUUAAAGACCUUCCAAGAGCAGCAAUCAGAAUUUUAAGCAACAUGACAUUCCUUUUUGUGAGUUUGUCAUACACAGCUGAGAGCGCCAUUGUCACCGCUUUUAUAACCUUCAUUCCCAAGUUCAUCGAGUCACAGUUUGGCAUCCCAGCAUCUAGUGCCAGCAUCUACACUGGUCUGAUAAUUGUCCCAAGUGCUGGUGUUGGUAUUGUCUUAGGUGGUUAUAUAAUCAAGAAGCUGAAACUUGGUGCUAGAGAAUCUGCAAAGUUAGCCAUGAUCUGCUGUGGCGUAUCACUCUUGUGCUUUUCAACACUUUUCAUCGUUGGAUGUGAAAGUAUUAAUCUUGGUGGUAUUAACAUACCAUACACCACUGGUCCCACACUAACCAUGACACACAGGAAUCUAACAGGUGGAUGUAAUGUUAACUGUGGUUGUAAAAUCCAUGAAUAUGAGCCAGUGUGUGGAUCAGAUGGAAUUACAUAUUUCAAUCCAUGUCUCGCUGGGUGCAUCAAUGUCGGAAAUCAUAGCAUAGCAUUAAGAAACUACACUGAAUGUGCCUGUGUCCAAAGCCGUCAAGUUAUCAGCCCUCCAACUGUGGGACAACGCAGCCAACUUCGAGUAGUUAUUGUCAAAACUUAUUUAAAUGAGAAUGGCUAUGCUGUGUCUGGGAAAUGUGACCGAACAUGCAAUACACUCAUUCCAUUUUUAAUAUUCCUUUUCAUUGUCACCCUUAUUACUGCGUGCGCUCAACCCUCGGCAAUCAUAGUGACACUAAGGUCAGUUGAGGAAAGAGAAAGGCCUUUUGCAUUAGGAAUGCAGUUUGUUUUGCUAAGGACGCUUGCGUACAUUCCCACUCCAAUCUACUUUGGGGCUGUCAUCGAUACGACAUGUAUGCUUUGGCAGCAGGAUUGUGGUGUGCAAGGUUCCUGCUGGGAAUACAAUGUCACUUCAUUUCGUUUUGUUUAUUUUGGUUUGGCAGCUGGCCUGAAAUUUGUUGGAUUUAUUUUUAUAUUUUUGGCAUGGUAUUCUAUAAAACACAAAGAAGAUCAGAUGCAGAGAAGAAGGUGGCGAGCGUCUCCAAUAAGCACAGUGAGUGAGAUGAUUGGGCAUGCAAGGACCGAGCAGAAUUAUGCGCGAACAAGAUCCUGCCCUGCGUUUGGAAUAAAAGACGAACAAAAUGAGAAUUUGAACCUUGACAGAGGAAUAAACCACAUAGCACAAACCUACCCAGGACCCUUCCUUGAAGCAAUAAAUUCAUCAUUUGAAAAUUCUCAAGAAGAAACCCCAGCAGAAUCAUAAAUCAGAGAAUCCAUUUAACUGGAAGAAAAUUUGUUGUUUGAGUUGAAUAUGGUAUAUUGUGCAGCAUAUAUGUGCCUUUUUAUGAACUGAACAGUAUACAUGAAAUCACAUUUUAAUCAGUAGCUACAGGGUGAUUGAGGGCUGGCUACCUCAACAUUUAUUCUACUUAUCUCCAAAUCUGGAGUUUUUAAAUGUUAAUAAGAUCUCCAUAUGUGCUCCUGAUGUAUGUACUAUGCUUCUGUGCAAUAGCUGGCUGAGGUCUUAAGUGCAGCAAGCAUUCAGGAAAUAAAAAAAACAUAGAACUAGUAUUUAUGCUUUAUAGUGAGCAAUUGCAGUCCUUAAGAGCUACCAACAUUCCAGAUUUUAGACAUAAUCCUAGGAGACCAAGGAUUUCUCUUUUAGUGGUAGACAAAUGUUAUACCAAUUCUGCAGAAAUGUUCUACCGCUUCAAUUUUACUAUAGAACUAAUGUUAAAUUUGCUCAAAAAAAUAAAAAUAAUGAAAUUAACAUUCAAAUGUUUAUUCUCAUUGGGGUCAAUGUAUCAAGCUCCGUACGGAGCUUGAUGCCCCGUGUUUCCGGCGAGCCUUCAGGCUUUCCGGAAACAGAAGUUAAGAAGCAGCGGUCUAAAGACCGCUGCUCCAUAACCUGCCCAUCUGCUCUGAGGCGGCGGACAGAAAUCAACUCGAUCGAAUACGACUGGGUUGAUUGACACCCCUGCUAGCAGCCGAUUGGCCAUGAAUCUGCAGGGGGCCGUAUUGCACCAGCAGUUCACAAGAACUGCUGGUGCAAUGAUAUAUGCGGACAGCUUAUGUUGUCGGCAUUUAUCGAUGUGCAGCGGACAUGAUACGCUACAUCGUAUCAUGUCCGCUCGUACUAUAAUAAAUUGACCCCAUAGAAUUAAAUUAAAGUCUAUAGAAAUGAACAUUCUACUGGACAAUUUCAGUAUUUUUGUUUUUUACCUCUUUACAAGCUUAGCAUUCGAUUUAGCAAAAUAUAGCAAUCAGUUGUAGAAAAUGAAUGUCAGACAUUCAGGAAAAGUUCAACAUUAAUUUUGACCAAACAACUUAGGUAAAUAUUUAUUUUAAUGAAUGUGCUGAAACAUUCGUCCACCCGUGUUUUCAACUCCAUACAUCAGGGUUUUCUAAUAGGACGGAUUUUAAGGAUAUACAAUUGAUGAUCUGAUUGACUGAAUCACUUAUUAAACCAUUUUGCUUGCGCACAGACAUCCUUAAAAGCUGGCCUUUUAGUUGUUCUUGACUGGGUUUGAGAAAGUAUUUUCAGCCACAGAUGGGCCAAUUAGAACGGGUCAGCCACUAAUUUACCCACCUGUCCUGGAUUAUUUGUACCUCUUUGGGACUGGUAUUUACACUGAAUCGGAAUGCUUGGUAUUUAUUUGGGGUAAACUACACCAAUUAUAUCUGUUGGAAGUGAACAUAUUAUAUUAACUUUACUGUGAGAUAUGCUACUAAGCACAACUGAUUUAGCCUAAACUAUGCAACUAAGCUGUAGAAUUCUGCAUUUGAAGCAUGUUAAAAAAACAUAGUAUAUAAUAUUAUGCUAUAAUGUAGACCAUAUAAUUAUCUUAAUGUACUGUUAAAGCCAUAGCAAAGCUGUACAUCAGGUAAGGUUUAGAAAAAUACAUAUAAAAGAUUUUAUGUAAAGCAUUUUACAGAUACAUGCAGCAAUUUUAUAACUUAACUAAAGGCUGAAAAAUAAACAAGUGCAUUGAUGUCUUGAAAGUUAAAGUAUCACAAAUAAUAAAUAUUUAGGAAUAUUAACAGUAGCAUUUUGUACUUGGUGCUCAGAUACAAUAUAUAAAUUUCACAUACAUUUAUCGCUGAUGUUGAUUAGUCUAUAAUAUAUGCAUAUAUGUGUACACAUAUUACAUUUUGUUGUGCUGACCACAGCAUAAAUAUACUUAAAAGUGUACUGUUAAGUUUGCAAGCACUAAUAUAUGGGAAACACUCACAAACACACACAUAUAUAGUUUUUCACCGAUUUAGAGCAAUUUACAGAUUUUAUCACCACCACCGUUUUGAUUUUUUCACAAUACAGUUGCAGUUUCAGUAGGGUCCCUGAUUCUCUAGAAUUCUCUAGCUUGGAGUAAAAUAUCAUGCUGACUCCUGCAUGGGCAGACCUCACUCUAUACUCUAAAAUAGGGGGCGGAGCCUAAUGAGUGGCAAGCUUCCGCCUAUAGAAAGCAACAAAACUUUCAGGAGUGCAGAAUCUCUCAGUGAAGAGUGAAGGUUACAGGGAACACCUGGCACUAAUAACGUUUUUGAAGCAAAUACAAAUCAAAUUGUGAUGUUUUCAAGGUACUUUAACUUGCAUUUGAGACAUAAAAUAGCAUGGAGUAAGAUGCUUCUGAGAAUACAACAAAACCUGUAAGAAAACUUCAUACCCAAGGAAUGCCCUUGUUCGGCUCACUUGCCAGGAGUUGAAAACUUAUUUUACAAUAGAAAAAUAAAGUACACUUUAAAUUGUAAAAGUUUAAUUUUGACUAGACUGUCCCUUUAAAUAGUAUUUUACUGUGUAUAUUAAAUACAAUUUUUUCCUGUUUUUUUAAAGGAAGAAUUCAGCUGCGUAAUUUAAAUUUGUAUUUUUCUGAAUAGUUUUAACAUGAUUUUUUUAUAACAUAUUUUUUAUUGACGUUUGAAUACAUGCAUCAUUAAAUAUUUUACGGUUACAAACUUUUCAUGUCUCAAAAUAUACAGAUGUGACGAAGUCGCAAAAGUAUUGUAAAAUAUAACAAUCCCAAAAAAUUGUUGUUGUAGAGCUGUGGCAGACUCCAGCUACCCAGACUGGGUAGCUCUGCCUGAUGAUCCUUUCUCUGCCUGGAACAGGCUGCUAUGUAGGCCAGGAAAGUGAUUUUAGCUGGAGCCAACCCAAAUAACUAGACAGACUAGCAUUCAGGUUAAACAAAAACUGACUUUAUUGUAAAACAUAAACUCCUUUUAUACACACAGCUCAUCUUGAUAACACAAAGGACAAUCCCACAAUUUUCCCACCAUUCCCGCCCCUCCAGACUGACCGGCGCCUCCAUAGGAGCCACAGUCCCACAUAAUCUCAAUUCCUAGGGGUGGCGGUUUCGUGGUGUCAUUUUAAAGCUCUUGAUCCCCAGGUGCCACAGUCCAAAAAUCAGCAUGAUUCGUUACUGGGGACCGGAGUUGCAGUCCGUUAAAGUUAUGGGGUUAGGGGUGUCCAAAACCCCCAGUUCCCAAAGGAGCUCCCCUCUGAUAAUUCUCCCACCUCUUGUCCUCCCUAGGGGCUACUAAUCCCCAAAAGUUAGCGGGUGUUCUGCUGUCCUGUGGCCGACCGGGAGGUCCAGGAGCCUGGCUAGCCUGAGAGGGGUUAGGUGGGUGUCCGUUGUGAGGCGGCCGACCUGGAGUUGCAGGACCCCGUCCAGCCAAGGAGGGUUUUCCUGGUCAUUAUCCAACUCUUCUCUGAACACAAAAACAAGCCAAAAAAAAACCAAACAGCUUCCAGAGAUGUUGGUUGCUCUGAGGAGCCCAAAACCACUGAGAAACACCAGGGGUGAGGUUGUAGGGGGGUGGGGGGUAGCCAUAGCCGUCUGGUAUCCAUGACAAAACAGUAAAUAGAUUGUUAUCCCUACGUAGUAAGCCGGGGCCACUCAUGGACCCUUAACAUGUUACUUUAAACUGGGAGGGAGUUCAAGGGGUUUUAAUAUGAUUUUUAUGGCAUAUUACUAAUAUGAUUUUUAUGGCAUAUAACUAAUAUGAUUUUUAUGGCAUAUAACUAAUAUGAUUUUUAUGGCAUAUUACUAAUAUGAUUUUUAAUGCUUACUUUGAUUAGGGUUUUUACUUUGCAUUUACUAUAUUGAACACUAUAAUUAAUUGUACGUGUUUAUCCUUUGCAUACACAGCUAUCAAGUGAAAAUUUGCUUUUAGAGAAUCAAAUGGAGCACUCUGAUCUUUUUCAGAGGAUCUCACCUGAGCAGAGGGUUUUAGAGAAUCGGGCCCUAGGUGAGAUGUGGUUAGUUUGUAAAUGUUUUAGUCCUUUUUCAUUUAGCUAAAAGUAAGUAACAAAGAGCUUAUUAUUUCCUGUUAACAAGUGGAAUCAUGUAGUUCAUUUUUUUUACAACAAGUUAACCCUGUGCUGUCUCUCUUCUAUUACACACACAUAAAAUAUAUCACAUAUACACACACAGCACCAUACAAUCUGCGAGCACUCACGCUAGUAAUUAUGCAAAAUGGCAGUAUGCCUUUAUCAUAUUAACCAUUAUUGUGUAAUGUAAAUUGUGGCUUUAAUUUUGCAUGACUGUUUGCAUCUCUGAUUGGAUGAGGCGGCAGAGAUGCCAGAUUGCUUUAGCUACAGCCUAUAAUCAUGCAUGUGAAUUUCAGUUACCAAACUGCAACUUUAUUUACAAAAUAGCAUUGACAUGUUAAGGGCCUACACAAAGAGUAGUAGUAUUACGGAGAAGAGGCCUUGUUAAGCUUCAAUAUAGUCUUACUGCUUUGCACAUGAACAUGGUAACUUCAUAGCAGUGAUUAGGUGGCAUCAAUAAGUUGCUCAGUGUUAAGAUAUAGUCUUAUAUUCUUUGAGCUGUGGUAUUGGCAUUACUUUCUAUUUAGAAAUAGUAGGUUGAUGAGAACUAUGCAGUGUUCCAUAGAUGAAUGUGCAAUCAUAUAAUCAAUAUAUAUGCUGGUUAUCCCUAAUUACUCCAAUCAGACCUUGCCCUUGUUUUACACAUGGAGCAUUCUUUCUGUGGACUGGACCAUGAGGCAAAUUAAAUUCUUGUUUUUGGAACCCUUUUGAUAUUUUUGGAACUGCAAUUUAUCACUUGAAAUAUGAGAUGAUACAGCUGCAUGAUGAGUUCAGUCCUUCAUUUUCCAUUUAAAGACUUUUGUAAAAGCUGCUGUGUUAUCAAUAACUUAAAGGGACAAAAAAACAAAACAUAUUUAACAUGCACAGCAAUGUUUUUUCAAACACUGGGGUCGAUCACAAUCCUUUAGGAAAGUGUUUCAAAUGAUUUAUCUAUAAACAGCUCCCUAGACUUUAAAGGGAUAGAAAGGUCAAAUUUGAAAUGUGCGUGGAUGCAUUUUAAUUUGAAAUAUAAGCAUUUUUUUCAAUAUACUUCUAUUAGAAAAAAUGCUUCUUAUAAAGGUUAUUACUGUUUUUCAGCGGCAUAUGCACAUUUCCUGUGAGGGCUGUGCACUACCAAUUGUGGCCUAGUUUCCAUUCAGGUGGUAAAGUGUGGAAACUCGUGGUAACAUAAAAAAUCUCCAUAGACUUUAAUGGAGACAAAUGUUUUUAUCACCAGUUUCCACAAUUUACCACCUCAAUGCAAACAAGGCCUGUGUGUGUGUGUUCCUCAUGCUUAUUCAUGCUUUUAUAUAAAUCACAUAUACCACCAUUAUCUUUGGUAGAUCAAAAAGACAUGAAAAAAGGGACUGGUUACAAAUGUAUGUUUUUGAGAAUUGGGGUAUUAAUGAUUUAGCACCCCAAUAGAAGUGUUUUACACUUGUAUAAUGGGCACAUAACUUGCUGCCAAUACAGUGGUAAGCUUAAUUACAUUCAGAGCAUGCAAGUCAGCUGAUAAGCAUACACGUGGCCUACUGCAGUACUUGCAACGGGUUGUGUUUUUACAAAAGCAAGUGUAUUAUAAAAUCACUUCUGGUCAUAAAUUAAAUGUACUAAUUGUCAAUACCACUUUUAUGUCCCUUUAAAGGGCCGUAAUACCCAAAUAUUUAAACACUUGAAAGUGAUGCAGCAUAGCUGUAAAAAGCUGACUAGAAACCUGAAUAUCUCUAUGUAAAAAAGAAAGAUAUUUUACCUCAAAAGUUCCUCUGUAGCCACAUCCCAUUGUAAAGGAUUUCUAAGCAGCAUAUUAGUAUGUCUGUCCUGGGACAGCUGAAAGGAUGAGCCUCGUGCACUCUCAUAUUAUUUCCCUAUUCAGAUUAGGGAAGUUUACAAUGAAAUCUCAUGAGAGUUAAGUUAAAUCUCAUGAGAUCACAGUAAAAGAGUUCAUGACCUCAGCACUGUUGAUGCUGAUUGGCUGCUGUUCAUUUCUUCAUUUUUUUAAAAAAUGUUUUACCUUCAGCUGGGAGCAAGUGAAGUAUAACUUUUUACACAGAACUUACUCUGCUGAGCUGAGGAGAUUGUGAGGUAAAAUAUCUUCCUUUUUUACAUAGAGAUGCUCAGGUGAUAUUUUCCUGUCAGCUUUUUACAGUUAUACUGCAUCAGUUUCAAGUGAUUUAGCAUAUGAGUAUUAUGUCCCUUUAAUGGGUUUUUAACUUUCUGGGAUUUUGUAAAUAUAUAGUUAAAAGGAUGCAAAACUUUUUUUUUUAUUUGCUAAAUAUCACAGACAAUAAUUCAACAUUCAGGAGACAUACUGCUGUAUAAAUACUAAUAUUGAAUGGAACUUUACAAUUCAAAGUUCUACUUUUUUUUAACUUAUACUGUAUUUUUAUAGGAUUUUUAUGUAAUUGUUCAAGAUUACUAUGGUCAAUCAGAACUCAAAGGUUAUUAUGUUGCACCAUAAUCAUGUUUGAUCAGAAUAUAUCUAGACUAAUCCCUUUUUUUCCUGCAUCCUUAGAAUAAUUUUGCAUGGAAAUGUCUUGUGUGCCCAUUUACCAUUUUAAAUAUAUAUCAUACUAAACGUUUGUUUAGACAUAUAUGAGGAAAUUAAUAUCCGUUAUGUUCUGUAAUAGUAUUUCACAUCUUCCAGUAUUCUGCAAGUAUAAGUGAAUGUUCAUUUUCAAUAACUGUAUAACAUACAGACCACAUUUAUUAACGUGUUAGAAAUAUGAAACAAGUACUGUAUCAAUGAACUAUUUAAAAAAAAAAAUUGAAAAAAAAAUGUACAGCUCAGCACUAAGACAUAAUAUGUUUUUUUUUUUUUUUUAAGUUAUGUGGAUAUUUAAUUAGAGAAUUUAACAUGAACUGACGUUUAAUGUAUAAACCAAAAGUAUGUUCAGUGGAUUUAUGUUGUAACAGGAACCAUAAUUUUGUUAAUGGAUUAAAAUGGCAUUUUUACAAAGAUUUUACCAAUAUCAAAAGCAAAUAUAAAUAUACACAAUUUUAACUAUACACACACACAAUGGACUGCUGUUUUGAUGUUAUAAAAUAAGAAGUGUGUAGCAUUAACAUGAUAAAUUAUAUAUAUAUAUAUAUAUAUAUAUAUAUAUAUAUAUAUAUAUAAAUAAAUAAACUUUAACCUGUUGAUGAUUAUAGGGUUAUGGACUGUAAACAUGCUAUUUUCUUAUUGUACACGCUUUGCCACCUUCAAGUAAACCUCAGUAUAUGUUGUGGUAUGCGUACCUUAUGCCUUUAUGGUUGAAUGUGUGUAAAUGCAAUAUAUGGCCUAAUCCGCUGAGUUCCUCUGUAAGGCCCAAUAAAUAUUUGAUAUCCUUUCAAGCCAUUGGAAACUCAGUACAAAAGACCAUGGUUGUUGACAAUUAAAUAGUAGUGGUAGUGUGUUGUUACUUUCGUAGUACAAUAGAAUGAUGCAGAAUUGAAUGCAGAACUCAUUAUGCCUUGUAUGGUUGUUUUUAAUCUAUAUUUAUUUCUACAGUGACCUUGAAGAAACUUAAGGUCAAAAAACUAUUUUGUUCAACUCAGUCUUUAUGAAAAUGUUUGUUUACAACCCUUUCGAUACGUGACAAUAAAAGAAACAAUCAAUCUAAA
This is a messenger RNA of Bombina bombina (fire-bellied toad), 10879 nucleotides long. It is a transcript of the gene SLCO5A1, whose product is annotated as solute carrier organic anion transporter family member 5A1. Gene Ontology annotation, biological process: sodium-independent organic anion transport; transmembrane transport. Gene Ontology annotation, cellular component: membrane. Gene Ontology annotation, molecular function: protein binding. NCBI's taxonomy places the organism in Eukaryota, Metazoa, Chordata, Amphibia, Anura, Bombinatoridae. The record is from RefSeq and is a predicted model, not a curated record.